GGAUGCCAAAAGAGUUGUAUAAAUACGUCACACUCCCACCCUCGUUAAAUAAACCACCCUUUAACCCAAACUCCCUCCCUCCCGCUCGCUGGCUGAAAGAGAGGAAUGAAGAACUCGGUGUCGGAUCCGGACUUCUUCAUCCACAGCGAGGAGGAAGACGAUGAGGCCUUCAACUUGGAGGGAGGGAGGAAGGAUGGAGCGGCGGAUGAGGAUGACGAUGAAUCCGAUGACUCAGAAUUGUCAAGCCCGCGGCACAGCAGUAGGCCCAGCUCCUACAACACCACAUGGCCCCAGAGCUACAGGCAAUCCAUUGAUAUGUAUAGUUUCCUGGGCACACCUACGCUUAACGGAUUUUCAAAUUCUUUCAUUACUUCCUCCUUCCUUUCGAAACGCACCCCAGAAAUUACAACCUCGCUAACUAAACCCCUCGUACAAGAAGGAAGGAAGAGUUCUCAUACACUACUCCCUCCACCAAUCCCAACAAGGAGGCCACCUGCGAAAAGGAUCCAGGAUGAUCAUAAGCCUCACAGGGUCUCCCAUGAGUUGGCUGUCUCGCAACAGUGCUCUUAUGGUCAAGCAGUGCUCAAUGGCAUGAAUGUUCUAUGUGGGGUUGGGAUCCUUUCGACGCCUUAUGCUGUGAAGGAAGGAGGCUGGAUAGGGCUUUCCAUUCUGCUCAUAUUUUCAGUGCUUGCAUUUUACACCGGUAUCCUGCUGCGCUGCUGCCUCGAUGGUAAGCCAGGCCUGGAGACGUACCCAGAUAUUGGCCAGGCUGCAUUUGGCACCACAGGCCGGUUUGCUAUCUCUGUAAUCCUUUACUUGGAACUAUAU
This is a messenger RNA of Elaeis guineensis (African oil palm), 828 nucleotides long. Lineage: Eukaryota; Viridiplantae; Streptophyta; Magnoliopsida; Arecales; Arecaceae. The record is from RefSeq and is a predicted model, not a curated record.